This is a messenger RNA of Oreochromis aureus, 5688 nucleotides long. It is a transcript of the gene foxo3b, whose product is annotated as forkhead box O3b. Bases 453 to 2447 code for a protein of 664 amino acids. Lineage: Eukaryota; Metazoa; Chordata; Actinopteri; Cichliformes; Cichlidae. Gene Ontology annotation, molecular function: RNA polymerase II cis-regulatory region sequence-specific DNA binding; DNA-binding transcription factor activity, RNA polymerase II-specific. The record is from RefSeq and is a predicted model, not a curated record. Gene Ontology annotation, cellular component: nucleus; mitochondrial matrix. Gene Ontology annotation, biological process: regulation of transcription by RNA polymerase II. The transcript has 4 exons.
UGUGUAAAGAGAGUGUAUGUGAGCCUAUGCAUGCGCGUGUGUAUGUAUCACAGUGUGUGGAGAGCAGAUCGAGAUACAGUAGUAACCCAGAGUGAGGUGGCAGUCUUAUUCCACAUCGACACCGACUUGCCCUGCAUGCGUCCUGUCUGCCUUUACAUCGCUGUGCGCACUUGAGGAGUAAAAGAGAAAAGAGUCAAGAUGGCAACUGGAAGUGGCUGUGGACAAUCCGGGAUUUAGUCUUUUCUGUAUUUUGAGGUUUUUUGUGCGAUCAAGUGACCGGCCGUGCAAGGCGUGAAUAACUGAAGUUUUUCUCUGGACUUAUCUGCUAUAGAAUUAGCAACAAAGGACGGGAGCGCGCAUUCAUGGGAUGCGACUUUGACAGCUCUUCAUUUCUUGUCCUGUAACUUUAUUACCUGGCAGCGGGGGCGAGAUUGUGAUUGGAGCCGGAGAGAAUGGCUGAGGCUCCGCUCCCCGACACACUCCAGGACCUGGAAGUGGCUAUAGACCCGGACUUUGAGCCCCAAAAGCGGCCAAGGUCUUGCACCUGGCCUCUGCCGAGACCGGACUCGAGCGCGGUGAAGCCGGAGAGCAAUGACACAGAUAUUAUACCCGAGGAAGAGGAUGACGAAGAGGACAGUGCCACCGCGGCUGCCAAUGGCUCUGGCGCGGCGGCAGAAGAUCAGAGUAGCAACAGUCCCAUUGCCGAUGGAGCGCUCUCCUCACCCGGCCAGGAGAGCGGUGGCUCCCCGCUCUCCACACACUCCCCGACGGCCACCCCUGGCGCUGUGAACCCCAGCAGCUUGUCUGCCGUGCAGACCCCAAGGAAAACAUCAUCUCGCCGUAACGCCUGGGGGAAUCUCUCCUACGCCGACCUGAUAACCAAAGCCAUUGAGAGUUCACCAGAAAAGAGACUGACACUGUCCCAGAUUUAUGAGUGGAUGGUGAGAUCCAUCCCUUACUUCAAAGACAAAGGCGACAGCAACAGCUCCGCAGGAUGGAAGAAUUCCAUCCGACACAACUUAUCCCUCCACAGUCGUUUCAUCCGUGUUCAGAAUGAGGGAACAGGAAAGAGUUCUUGGUGGAUGAUCAAUCCAGAAGGAGGAAAGGGUGGCAAGGCUCCACGGCGCCGGGCAGUCUCCAUGGACAACAGCAACAAGUACACCAAGUCCGCCCGCGGCCGCGCUGCCAAGAAGAAGGCAGCCCUGCAGGCUGCAGCUGCUGCAGCUGGUGAAGGUGGUGCGGACAGUCCUUCAGGUCUCUCUAAGUGGCCUGGAAGCCCGACGUCACGCAGCAGCGAGGAUCUGGAUGCUUGGACAGACUUCCGCUCUCGCACAAACUCCAAUGCCAGCACAGUGAGCGGUCGCCUCUCACCUAUUCUGGCCAACCCCGAGCUAGACGAGGUGCCUGAUGACGAGCCGCCUCUCUCGCCUAUGCUCUACUCCAGUCCUGGCAGAACACUGUCUCCUGGGAACGCCAAGACGAAUGGGAAGGCUGUGCCGACUGAGCUGCCCCGUUUGGCAGAUCUGGCAGGUACAAUGAAUCUGAAUGAUGGACUCACAGAUGACAUAAUGGAUGAGUUCCUGGAGAACAUCAGCAUGGUGCCAACCACUUCCAGCCAGACUGCACCAAAUGGUUCCUCAGGGUUCAGUUUUGGGUCCAAACCCAAUGGGAUAGCCUCACCUUCCUCCACUUCCUCUCCAUCCUCCAAUUCUUCUUCUAAUGGAAGUGCUAGCUACAGUAACUCCAUCUUCGGCCCCCACACAGCGGGCUCCUCUCUGCGUUCGUCCCCCAUGCAGACCAUCCAGGAGAACAAACAAACGUCCUUCUCCAGCAUCAGCACGACCCGCUUUGGCACCCAGACACUACAAGACCUGCUCAACUCUGACAGUCACAACCAUAGUGAUGUCAUGAUGACCCAGUCAGAUCCAUUGAUGUCACAGGCCAGUGCGGCUGCCCUCAUUUCCCAGAACUCCCGCCGUGGCCUCAUGCUCCGCAAUGAUCCUGUCAUGACUUUUGGGACAACUGGAGGACUUCAAAGCAACCAACAAGAGAUGCUGCGAAGUAACAACCACAAUCACAGCUCUCUGAGGUCUAUAAAUGGAGGCUUGAACCUAGUGAAUGAGGCUAACACUCUGGCUAAUGCCAAACAGCAGCUCCUGCUCUCACCCCUGGGAGGAAAUGGGUCUUCCUCCAUGCAGAUUGACACCUCAAUCUUCCUGAAUGGGACAGUUAGCAGCAAUGGAGGGAACUAUCAGGAUCGUUUCCCCACAGAUCUGGACCUGGACAUAUUCAAUGGCAGCCUGGAAUGCGACAUGGACUCCAUCAUCAGGAACGAUCUUAUGGAUGCAGAUGGCCUGGAUUUUAACUUUGACUCUCUUGCCAACAUGAAUGGAGUCAGCAACUUCACAAACACCAAGCAGACCUCUCAGAGCUGGGUUCCCGGCUGAGAGAGUGGGAGCAGAGCAGGUCUGACCUGUGUGGUGCAAGAGAAGAUCAGACACACAACAUCCUUUUUUGCCAAACCUGCCAUCAGCACAAUGUAAAAUAACCAACCCUGUGUUUACAGAAGAAGACUUCCUCUUGAGAGCUUUACCUUCGCUCCCACACUGGUGAACCAUGAACGAUCCUGCAGACUCAAGAGAUGCUGCACAUGAGCCCUCGAAGCUUCUUGUGAAACGACAACAACAACAUCGAAAGCUACAUCUAACAAUCACAAGAAACUCACAAAUCUUAGAAUUAUGCAAUUUUCCUUUGGCACCCAGUCUGCUGAUAUCAAAGAGACACUGCUUAUCAAAAAGGGGUUUUCAGGUGGAAAUUGAGGACUAAAUAGCAAGCAAAGAAUCGAAGGAGAGCACGGUGCAGGUGUUCCCACUGAAGUGUAAAGAGAAAAAAAACAAGACGUGUUGUGGUGUAAAUCAGAUCCAGUGGUUUCCUGAGACGUGUUAUACUGAAAAAGAAAUUCCCACUGUUCUAAGUAAUUUUAAAUGUCCUGUGUUGUUGGGUUUUUUUGAGUUCCUGUUUUAUCAUAUGUUUCUUAAUCAUACAUGUCUGUAGAGAAAGAGUCAGUGUACUGGUGAAAUGAAAAGGUGGAAAUGGGAGUGUCUUACUCACUGAGUGGCAACUUAUUCAGUCCAUGCAAACACACGUGUAGAGAAACUGAAAGGUUGCCCCAGAUUGCGAAAUCUCUAAAACCCCAGAAGUUUAAAUUCCUCAAUUUAACACAAUGCACUUGCUGUUUUCUAUAUUAUAUGAUGCAUGACUUUGAAAUAACAGCAGCAUACUGAGGGUUAUAUUAUGAUUAGACGAUUGCUUCAGCUUUUGUUUUAUCCUUGUAUAUAUCAAAAGACUAGAGGAAGAAAAUUUCUGGCACAGAAAAGUGCAGGGCAGGUAAAAAUUCAAGAAGGAAAAGAUCUUGUAUGUCUUCUCAUUGCUUUCCUAACUUCUGGUGAGUUCUGUUGAGGUCAUUUAUCACAGCAUUCGAUGUAGCCAAAACAAAAACCUGUGUCCGAGGGUUGUGAACAUUUCCACACCACAACAGGUGCUAUAUAAACAGUGUUGAAUCCUGUCCUGAGAGGAAGCUGUGCAUAUUUUCUUUUCUUUUUUUUUUCUGUUUUUACCCAAAACCCACAGAAGCCUAGAGCUGCGGCCACUUGUAGCAUGAUAAGUUUGAGCAAAGGGAGAAGGUUGUUGUCUUUUUUUUUUCUUUUUUAGGCUCAUUCCUCUAGAAGCCAUUUGUUUCUUGAUUAAAACAAUAAGCUAUCUCUGUAUAUUGCCAAAUUACUUGAAAUAAACAGUAGGAUAUGCUGGCAGCCAAAUGACAGCACACACAUUUAUGCACACACUUAAAAUACACACACACACACACACAGGAAAAAAAAAAAGCAAAAAUAGCAGGGAUCCGUGUUAAGCUCUGCUGGUUUCUUGUCGUGCGAUUGUGGGGCUUGUUAUGCAUAUACAGAAUCACUCAGGGGGUGAGGAAGGAAGGCUUUCCAUUUAAGAAACGUCAAGUCACAUUCGAGUAGUAUUUUAACGUUUCUUGGGGGGAAAAAACAUAUUUUCUUUGUGUUUCUGAACUUGUAACCUGUGAACUUUUGGCCACCAGGAUGAAGAAUUAGAAGGACGAUAAAUGUCAGGAUUAUUACUUCACACAGUCUGUUGUUUUUUGGUUUUGUUGUCAUAGCUUUUUUCUCCUCUUGUUUGACUCUUGACACACACACACACACACACACACACACACACACACACACACACACAGAUCCCCUCGUGGACACGCCUGGUGCUCCUGCAGGUGACUUCCUGUAUCUCCUAAAUACAUGUUAACGUGUGUACGUGUUUAUCGAUGGAGUUUUAUUUCAGCUGAAUUAAUCUCACGAGGGUUUGUAGCUCCUCGCGGUGCAUACAGAACAGCUGACUGUAUGCAUGUAUGUAUUUAUGCAUUAUGAACCGUGUGAAAUGCAUAUUUACUCGCUGUAUGUCCUUAUAUGCUCAUGUAGUACUUGACCCUUGGGGUUUGUGAUACCUCUGAAUUUGAAGAAAUAGCAAAUACAUCAUGCGCCGGGUAAGGAGGGAACACUGUUACCAGCAAUUUUAAUUGUUGAACCAGAUUUUGGAAAUGGUGGAAGGCACCAUUGUUGUAGCGUCUGGAGACCCCUUCUCCAUUUGGGGGCAGUGACAUGAAGUGUAUUCCCUGUCAUGUAUAUCAGUGUACAGAUUCGUGUAUGUCUCUUUGAAGCCAAGGAAGGAAGGAGGAGUGGGUGUGCAUGGUUGGCUAGAAUGGUCUGUUGUACUGAGGUUUAGCGCAUGAGCUAGCUGGACCUUUCUCAACCGGAAAGGAACACUGUGUUUUUAGUGCUAAAACACUCUGUUCCUUUAAAAAAAUAAAAAUAAAUUAAAAAGUAAUAAUCAGGGCUUAAAGAGGAGCACUUGCACCAUCCUCCAAUAUUAAUGGGUUCAUUAUUAUAAACCCAUUACACUGACGUAGUGAAAAUGUCAGCAAGCUGGAAUUACCAACACCUUGCUACAUCUAAAAUUUCCAGAACACUAUCUGUCUUUUCUGUUGUCAGGCGGACUCCUGAGCCAUCACCUGAACUGCUAAGCAUUUGAAUUCAUCUACACUGUCUCUACUAAAAAUUACUUACUCCUGUGAAGACGACAGGCAAAGUGAAAUCCGGGGAACGCAGUCAUCUUUGAAAAGAGCUCUUAUCGAUUCGGGAAAUAUCAAAUCUCAAAGGCGUUCCUAACAUUAUGUGCACUCGGCUCGGUGUAAAAAUGCAUCGACUCUUUUGGCGGGUAGUUUUCACAUAGUCAUGGCUGAGCAUGCCUUUCACAAAACCACUGCUUCAUUCAGGCACAGAUGACCUCCUCUCAUGCUCGACACACACGCGCAGAACAAAAUGUGCUGGUUUAAAGCUGAGAAAAGCAAAAAUAGACACAUACCACUAGAAACCUUAAUCACCUCUUUUCUUUAUAUUAUCUUCUUAUGAGUCCUUCCAUCCUUGUUAAGAAGCCCAGGCCAGCUCCCUUUCAUACACACUCUGAACUUUUCCCUUUGAACUUUUGCUCUUUAUUAAUCUUGCUUAUUCUCAACUUAAUGUUAGUGGGUAUUUUCCUGUGUAUUACAUUUUGAAUUUUGAAGUUUGUAUAAGAAAUAGUGCGCAUGUAAAUAAAGCUUGGUGAGGCUCCACACAC